GCCGCGUUGACGAUCGCAACAUCGUCAAUCGUUAGCAAGCAAAACCCAGCACUUCUAAAGAACAACCAACCCUUAUAUCACUUAAAUCCGUAUAUCGAAAGUCUCUAGCAGCUAUUGGCAUUACAUGUCCUUUUCAAUCUGUACACGCUCUUUGUCCGCGCUUCUCAUCUGAGCAGCAUUUUGCGCGCGAGGACGACGGUUCUUUGUGCCUUUCCGUGCACAACUUCUUCGGUCCCCGUCCGCCCCAGUUUGCACCUUUCCCUCUCGGCCAACCUCGAUCACUUCUUACGAUCCAUGACAAACAAUAUAACAGACCCGGCGGUAAAGCGCAAUGCUUAAUCCCCAGAUGCAGGGUGGCUGGGGAGUCGGCCAGGCGCCGAACCCGCCUAGCAACCCAUUUAGCAACCCAACGUCCACCCAACCGGCCAACCCGUUCGCUCCGCCCAAGGUCAACCCAUUUUUGCAAGGACAGUCUGGCGGCGCAACGCCCACACCAAAUCCUUUCCUAGCAAAUUCUGCUCAACCUCCUUCAUCGAAUUCUUCGAUGCUGCAGACUCUGACCCAAAUGGCGAACGGGCGGCACGAUGACUUCCGGAUGCCAAGUAAUAUGAAGAAUCCUUUUGAAAAGAAAAACGUCAGCUCUGCUAUAAACACGAACGGCCAGUCUACCGCUUCUCCUUUCAACCUAAAGCCGAACCCGUUUAGCAGUCCUAGUAAUGGGCAACCCCCAAACACGCACAACCCGUUUUCGACGCCGACAACUAGUAGUGCCGAAGUACGGCCUUCACCUUUUAGUCAACAAGAUUCAACUCCCAAGCUCGAAUCAUUCGGCCGACCUAGCUUUACGCAGACAUCCAAACCGACAACAACCUCCGAUGGCAGCUCCUCAAAACCCAACCCCUUCUUGAAACCAACGCCGGCAUUUACCGGUGACAUCCAAGCCUCAGCUACCACCGGUGCCAAUGGCCUAAAAAAAGCUUCCGAAUAUGUGCAACCAGCGUGGCCAAAGCAGGCACAGGCUACUAAUUCUACACCAGCUAAUACCACAACACUCACAAAUCAAGUUAAUGGGAAGCGAAAGAGUGGUGAUGAUAUCCAGCGGAGGACUAAGUUAUCACGAAAAUCGCCAGGCUCAGAAAAGGGUAAUAAGCAGGAAACCUCGACUGAAAAAGGCGUGCCGGGAAACCCAAGAUUCAAUCAAGAUCGAGAUGAAUUCGCUAAAAAGAUUCGAAACCAGUUAGCCAAGGAUAAAAUCAAACCACCGCAAUGGCCCGAGAAUCCUGGAAGCUUUGCGCAACGCCAGGCAAUAGAGCGUUUUCGUGAAACUUAUAAGGCGUACCGGGAAAGGGCGCGGAAGUCGCUCACACGAGCUGGCCUAAUCGACGAUCCAGACAAAAAGCGAAGGCUCGACGAGGCGCUUGUGUUCAAGGGAAUCUGUGAGGAUAUGUGUCCUGAGUGGGAGCAAGUGACUCGUAUUGUCGAGCACGAUAUCAGAGGACCGGAGAAGAGUAGAGACGAGAAUGGCGAUCUUGUCGCAAUGCCCUCACUUAUGGUUAAGCGACUUGCUCGUUCGGCUGCAGGGCAAGACGCACCCCUCCCCAUGGACGUGCGAUCCGUCCGAACCCUCUGUCGCACUUUAGAUUAUUUGAUCGAUCUUGUUUCGUCGGACGACCUAUUACCGCAACGGCAUAGUUUCCUUUGGGACCGAACUCGAGCCAUCCGAAUAGACUUCUCAUUCCAGAAAUACGCUAUGACGCCCGACGAGAUACUAGAUCAAAUAUAUUGCCUCGAGACCAUCACUCGUUUUCACGUUACGUCGCUUCAUCUUCUCUCUCGGGAUGGCUUCGCCCCCACGGACUUUUCGGAGCAACAGGAAGUCGAGCAACUAAGCAAGACCUUAAUCUCCCUAAUGGAAGUAUAUGACGACUGUGCACAUCAGGGGAUCGAAUGUAAAAACGAGCCCGAGUUCCGAGGGUAUUUUAUAGUAUUCAAUGCCUACAAUCCGGCGCUCAUGGAAAGGAUAGAAGGCUGGGACGUUCGAUUUGGGAAUGCCGAAGGAAUCAAAUCCGCAAUAGCUAUCGUCCAAUGCAUCGACAAUAUCCGAAAAAUGCAGGGUCCUCUAUAUCCAGAAACAUAUAGUCAAUUAGCUAUUGACGCGAUCUCGAUAUUCUUCAAGCUCAUAGCCCACCCGGCCGUUUCAUAUACCAUGGCCUGCUUUGCCGAGAUACAUUUCAACAACGUGCGAAAAGGGAUAUUGAAAGUUAUUAAGAGAUCGUUCUCGAGACCUCGGUUCGGCCCGAAAGACCUGACUCCGGCCGUUUUAAAGCAAUGCCUACACACUGAUACAGAAGAAGAGGCAGUUGAGUUUUUUAAAAAGCAUGGUAUUCAAUUUCAUGAAGAUGGAUAUGCUAUUCUUUCCCAAAAUAGCGAGUAUAUCGAUGCUCGAGUACGGCAUUCUUUCUCAGGGGACAUAGUAGAACGUAAACGUUCUGGGCGAGCUCUUCCGGAAGUUAUUCGUACAACUGUCUUCGAAGAGAAUGUCAUCGCAACAACCAGCUCAGACGAAUCUUCCGAGGAAAGCUUAUUUGUCAGUGAUUCCCAAGACGUCCUCCCGGCGGAUAGCAACCGCCAUGGGCACGAGAAUCUUGAUGGAUAUGGUCGCCAGGCAGAAGACAGUCAACCCACGCCACCUCCCAGCCUCCUGACCACAGCAAAUCCACAAACAUUUGGGAACCAUACUAUUACCAAGCCGACGACUGCCGUUCCCCCUAAGCAGUCUCUCCCCCCACCACCCUCUAACACGAUACCUGUAUCUCAAGAGGCUUCUUUUACUCCGGUCUCUACCCAAACUAGCGGAAACUCUAGGACCGAAACCGCAUACACCGCUCCUACGGGACAGCAGCCAUCGCUCUUUACACAAACAGGCAAUUCCAUGACCUCUAGCACUACGAACACCGACAACAACGCUGCUGCAACAUCUAGUCCAUGGCUGCAACCCACCAUCAACGGUGCUAAUAAAAGUCCAAAUAAUGAUGGGAAGAAUUAUGACGCAAAUUCUAAGGUUAUAUUCGGAAACAAUGUUUCAGUAUCACAAGCAGCCCAACCCACAACGAGCAUAUCAGAUCCAAAUUUCUUCGGUUUUCUAAACAGCGACAAAGACCUAUCGAUUCCACCGCCUAAGUCUCUCUUCGCGAAUCUUGGAGCAAAGGCUUCCGACUCGUCGAACAAAGACGGAUCACAACCUCCUGCACCCUCUGGUUUAUCGAUCACCCCAGAAUCAGUAUCAAAACCCCUUAACCCAUCAAAAUCUAUCAGUAGUGCGCUUCAACCUACAACAGCUAGCCUUUUUUCCACAUUCCCACCACCCACGAAUGGCACACCCUUAGGUGCCCCUGAGGCCAGUAAACAAACUUCUCUUACGAGCCAAUCGUCAAUAUUUUCACAACCAGCGUCAAAACCUACCUCUACAUCACAGCAACUCUUCCCUACAAGCGUUUCUGCUCCUCAAAGUAUACCCCAGAACGACCCGAUGAGUGACUUUACUCGUUGGUUUGUUUGUGCGGACCGAGGGUUAAUGGAAUCACAUCUUCAAGAAUUUGCAGUUACUCACAUCUUGAAGAGCAUUUGGGAUGAGUUUCAUGCUGCGGAAAUUGAGCGCAUACAAAGGGAAGAAGAAGAAAGGGUCAAUGCUAAAGUACGGAACUUUAGGGAGAAUAGUCUCAAGCUGAAAUACUUUUGGCGUUGGCAUGAUGGUUUUCGUAAACGUCAACGUAUUAGACGUAUGAAUCAAGAAAAAGAGAAAGCGAGACAGUGGAGAUUACCUGAAAAUGUAGCAAAACGCGAGCGUGCUGCUAGGGAAAAGCAGGAAAGAAUCAUUCAGCAAACGACGGAUUCGAUGCUAAGGAGGAGCCAGCACAGAGUUGACGAAACCGCCCAACUAAGGGCAUCAACUGGACCAAGUCUUGAGUGGAGAGGACGGGAAAGGGCAGACACCCCAACACAACUGCAUGCCCAAUCAUCAAGCCCGGUAUCACAGUCACGGAGCAUCGAAGAAGCGCUACUUGCUACUGGUAUUUUCAAUGGGGUGACGGAUGAAAGAGCUGCAGCUCGAUACGCAGCCCGGGAUUACGACCCCGAAACUCAGGCGGAUCUGGUCCAGGAGAGAAAGAUGCGAUUAAGGGCUGAAAACAGGAGCCGAAUUGAGCGCGGAGUCCAUCCGCUCAAAGAGUUACCAGAGCCGAAGGUUUAUAAAGAGGGGUCGAAGACAGCAAUGCUCAGAGCUCGCUGUCGCGGUGCUGGUGGAGAUACCUUGUCCACAUCAACUGGGAGCUUCCGUAACUCAACUUUUAGCUCGAGCUAUCGCUCAAGUGUCGGCUACAACAAUGGUCGAGUAUCAAAAUCCCGAUCGAGAGUUCCGGAUCCAUACUGGACUUUGAAAGCCAGAGGGCUUGUCCGAAUGCCGAACGGCGAAUUCUUGCACGAGUCAAUAGCAUUGCCUAUGUUGCGAGAAGGGAAACGAAUACCUGGUAGCUUUGGAGAUUACGGAUUACCGACUGCUGAAGAAGCACCUCCCAGCCAGUCGCCGCCGCCGGAAUUAAGCAGUCUAUCUCCGCCAUUCAUACGAGCUGAUGAAUUAGGGGUAAGCCAAAUCAGCAGUUCACCCUCAGAGACCCGGAGCCAGAAGCGAAAACGCCGCGCAAACGGAAGCUCGCCUAUAAAUGGAAGUGAGUCGCCUGCCAAUACGAAGCGAGCCAAGAGUGGAGAUGCAAAAGCCAGCUCGCUUACGGACGCCGAUGAGCACCUUGCCGAUAUCGCGAAUUUCUUAGCAAUGGUUGAAGGAAGGACCUCAGGACGUGGUAGUUCUUGAUAAUGUCUACGGAAAGGGGUUAGAGGCGUCAUAAUAAGAAGUCAAGGAAAUGGAUAUAGUCAAUGGCAUAAGGGGUCAUAAUCACUUGGUACUAUUUUGGCAUUGGCACAGGAUACAUACAUACACCCUUGGUGAACGUGAUUGGCAACAGGAUAUCAAAGAAGCAGAAAGAAACACGAUAAUUAAAAAAAAAAAAAAAUUUGUCUGAUCAAAUCGGCGGAAGUGGACAGCCAAAUGGGAUUGUUUUCGCCGACAUUAUCGUUAUCACACCAUUCAUGGAUCGGCGUUACCAGAGGCGUCAUUCGAAAGAAAAGAAAAAUCAACCGACACGAGAUCAUGAUUUCUUGUUAUUACUACUGCUACAACGGUUUCUUCUGACGCAAGCGUGAACUUUUUCCGGCCGGCCUCUUUUGUUUAUUUAUCAAAUCAAUUAAUUGUAUAUUUGAGAUACCCGUAGGUGUAGUAGGUUAGGUUAGGUAACCCUAACAUUGCAUAGAAAAGGGGUUGUUGGGUUAGGUUUGGCAAUUGGGAAUUUAAAGAAUACAUUACAUGUACGGCACGGGCACAAUACACGGCAUGGCGAUGGGAUAUAUCUUCUUGAAUGAAUCUAAUCGACUCUUGUUGGAUGCUAU
This is a messenger RNA of Daldinia vernicosa, 5499 nucleotides long. RefSeq names its product SAC3/GANP/Nin1/mts3/eIF-3 p25 family-domain-containing protein. Bases 332 to 4867 code for a protein of 1511 amino acids. Gene Ontology annotation, biological process: mRNA export from nucleus. The transcript has 2 exons. Gene Ontology annotation, cellular component: cytoplasm; transcription export complex 2; nucleus. NCBI's taxonomy places the organism in Eukaryota, Fungi, Ascomycota, Sordariomycetes, Xylariales, Hypoxylaceae. The record is from RefSeq and is a predicted model, not a curated record.